Dendronephthya gigantea is the source of this 8187-nucleotide messenger RNA. Its product is annotated as Fanconi anemia group M protein-like. Gene Ontology annotation, molecular function: four-way junction helicase activity; 3'-5' DNA helicase activity; nuclease activity. The coding region runs from base 96 to 7727 and encodes 2543 amino acids. The transcript has 20 exons. Gene Ontology annotation, biological process: double-strand break repair via synthesis-dependent strand annealing; interstrand cross-link repair; replication fork reversal. Lineage: Eukaryota; Metazoa; Cnidaria; Anthozoa; Malacalcyonacea; Nephtheidae. The record is from RefSeq and is a predicted model, not a curated record.
AACGUUCAAAAAGUACGGUUCAUUUGUUCAUAGAUUUCUUCUUUAUACCCGAAAUGUACGGGGAAGAAUAACUUCCCUGCUUCAAAAAAUAAACGAUGAAGAAAACUAAUAACCACCUUUCUGGUCAAAAGACGUUAUUUCAAACGUGGAAUAAACAAAACAGAAAGAAAACGCAAACGUCUAGCAGUCUUUUUCAAACAUGGGGUCCAAACAGAAGCACAUCGGUCGUACGUCACGAGAAGUGUGAUACUGGAAGUUUAAAUUACCUUUCAGGCGCGAAUAAAAACACUAGUACCUCAAUUGUACAUCAAAGAAAGCCUGACACUGAAAGUUUGAAAGAUCUGUUAAAUAUUGAUGAUGAGGACAAUGAUAAUGAAUUUUUAGCUGCUAUUGACCAAAUUGAACAAUGUGAAAAUGCUAAAAGUAGCAACGAUGUUGGUAACCUCUCUUUUUCUGCCGCUGCAAAUGAUGAUGUUAGUGACGUCAUACCAGGUUUUGAUUGCAACGCUGGUGAUACCUGGAUUUAUCCGACAAACUACCCGCUACGAGAUUACCAGUUCAAUAUUGUUGAGAAAGCUUUGUUCCACAACACGCUGGUAACUCUACCAACUGGUUUGGGCAAAACUUUUAUUGCUGCAGUUGUGAUGUAUAAUUUCUACAGGUGGUACCCGCAGGGGAAGAUUAUAUUUAUGGCACCAACUAAGCCACUUGUCGCCCAGCAAAUUGAAGCCUGUUAUAACAUAAUGGGUAUACCACCGCAAGAUACAGCAGAAAUGACAGGUAGCAUGACUCCUGCAAAACGAGAAAUAUUGUGGAAGGAGAAACGAGUGUUCUUUCUCACACCACAAGUCUUUCAGAAUGAUUUGGGUCGAGGCUCCUGUCGUGCAGAUGAUGUUGCUUGCCUUGUGUUUGAUGAGGCCCACAAAGCUCUUGGAAAUUAUUCAUAUUGUCAGGUUGUGAGAGAGGUGUUGGGCUACACUCAAAAUUUCCGAAUUCUAGCAUUAAGUGCUACCCCUGGUGAUGGCAUUAAGGCUGUACAGCAAGUUAUCACUAACCUACUUGUGUCCCACAUUGAACUGAGGUCGGAAGACUCAGCUGACAUUAAACCGUACACUCACGAGAGACAAGUGGAGAAAAUAGUCGUGCAGUUGGGAGAUGAACUGGGAUUCUUUAAAACGAAAUUUCUCAGGGUGUUGAGAAUUGUAGUGAAUCGUCUGUCAGGUCACCAAGUGUUGUGGAUGCGUGAUGCAGAGAGAGUGAGCAAGUGUCUCUUACUUGCAGCCAGAGAGCAAUUCAGAAAAAAAUGUGCUGAGGGUCAGCAGUCUCGACAGCAGAUAGGUCCAAUCGAAGGUGACUUUGCCGUAGCAAUUAGUUUGUAUCAUGGCUAUGAUCUUCUCAUGCAACAUGGACUGUUACCAUUUUAUAAUUUCAUUAAAGGAAUAGUUGACGGUAGUAAGGGAGGUUCUCGAGCAAAGACUGAACUCGCAAGGAAUCCGGACUUUAUUGGUAUCGUGGACGAUCUCAGGAACCAAAUAGAACCGCCCCACUCUAAUGGAGAGAGGAACGGAUCGAAUGUGAACCCAUCGUUUAUUGGACACCCAAAGCUGGUGAAGCUGAGGGACAUCGUGUUGGAGCAUUUUCGCGCGUGUGAUGGCGCGCAACACUCGGGAAACACGAAGGGAUCGCGCGUGAUGAUAUUCUCGCAGUACCGUGACAGUGUUCAAGAGAUUUCACGCAUGCUCUCCUUGUAUAAACCGCUGGUGAAGGUAAUGAGUUUCAUCGGUCAACAGAGCAAAGGGAAUGCAUCCAAAGGCCUAACACAGAAGGAACAACUAGAGGUAAUCCGGAAGUUCAGAGACGGAGGCUACAAUACCUUGGCUGCAACGUGUGUUGGCGAGGAAGGUUUGGAUAUUGGAGAAGUGGAUCUUAUUGUUUGUUUUGACGCUAGCGCCUCGCCAAUACGCCUGGUUCAGCGGAUGGGAAGGACAGGACGUAAGCGAGAUGGUCGGAUUAUUGUCUUGGUCACUGAAGGCAAAGAAGAACAGAUUUACCAACGAAGCCAGCGCAACAAAUCCAACAUUCACAAGACGAUUUUAGAAUCUGCGCGAACACUUGAUUUGUACAUGGAGAAUCCUCGCAUGGUUCCAAGAAAUAUCAAACCUGUUUGUCAAAAGAUGUUUAUCACUGUCGCGCCUAAACCAACGAAGAAUAAAAGCAAACCUACUAGAAAGAGCGCUGAAGGAAAUAUCAAAAAAUUAUUCUCAGUUUGUGCGAGAAAAGAGAAUGGUUUUCUAUCGCCCGAGGAACUUCGCUACUGGAACGAUAACUUCAAGCUUCCAAACCACGACGCUGGUUUAACUCCGUCGAAGGCGAUCCACGUGCGGUCGCGAGGUUCGAUCCAACCACGAACUGAGCCCACGCUCUCGCUAACCGAGUGGACAGCGUGGCAAACUCCGUUGCAGCAAGUUCACUACGUCGACCACUCGAAGCGCUCUCGGAAUUUCGCGGAGAUAUUGGAAUUCUGUGAUUUUCGUCGUGACUGUGGCGACGACGACGAUAGUUACGAUCUGGAGAUGCUCUCAUUCCUGAACCGCGAGGAUGUUCCGCAGCCUGGGGAGAAGAAAGCUGACUACGCAUGCGCGACAGGAAAUGGUGAAAAGGACGGAAAUCAAGGACGACGCAAAAAAGUUAUUGUUCUUGAUGAUGAGGAGGAAGGCAGUGUUGUGGCAAAUAUUGCCAGGAAGAAAGGCUGCCUGAGUAAAUCCACGGGUUUCUCUAUGGAUAGCGAUGAGGAAAUAACAAACGUUGUUGGAAUAAACGAAUGCGGCGAUAAGAUGACUAAAAAGGACGGUAAAUCCAGCAGGAAGAGAAAGUCUUUAGACUUUGGUUCAGACAUCGAUGAUGACUUUGAGUGUGAAACGAAUGUGUCUACAAAAGCGGUAAAUACCGUUCAGAACGAGCUUUGCGAUGUUCCAUCCUUGGAGCAAGAACCUCAAGAAAAUUCUCCCAAAAAGAAGCAAUUAGAACCUGGAGAAAUGACAGAGAACCACUCAGGAUCUCACCGUCUUAGCGUCAAUGGAAAAUUAGUAUCCGAUAAAACACCAAACACGAGUCGAUCAGAGCACUCUGUUGAUUCCGACGGUUAUCUUUCCGGCUUUGACAUACCAAGUUCUCAACGGCAACGGAAGAAUACCAGGGCAUCGGAGCGUCGGAAUUCCGAGGCUCGGAUAUCCGAGGACCAUAUCUCCGAGGUGGUGCCUGAUGCGCCAUCAUUAGAUACCUUGCUGGACCUCAGCACAUGCAUUGCUGAAGGCAAUCAAGAAUAUCGGAGUAAUCUUGAGGAAGAGGAAUCUGAUCGAGAUUUUUUCCCUGUUAUGUUUGCAGAAACACAUGAAACAAGUAAAAAUAAGACAUGUGACAACGGGAGGAAACAUGUUGUGGAAUUUGGUAAGGAUGAUCUGAGCAGGCUACUGUUUUCUGAUGAAGUCGGCAAUAAUGAACAAUUUGGAAUAAAGGAAGCAGACUUCAAUAAACGCCGAAGUCCUAUGGAUUCAGAGAAUAAUGAAAAAGAAACCAUGCUGACGAAUAAAUAUGAAAAUAGUAGCAGCAUCAGGAAAACAGUGGAUAGGUUUCAGAGGCCAGACCUACCACCACAAGAAAGUACGCCUUCAAGAAACACCGAGAAAUGCAACAGGGACAUUGGAAACAAAGGUUACGAUGGAGAUGAUUUCUAUCUCGAAAAGAAAGUCAUCUCCAAAGAAAAGACUUCACGGAAGCAAAUGCUGGAAAGUAAGGAUUUUGAUGAGGAACUUCUCAACUCGCUUUUUGAAGAUGAUCUGGAUCGUGUCGUCUGCGAUGUUAAAACUCCGUGUGUGUUUGAUGACGAGCAGGAGACUUUGCAGAUGAAGAAGAAACGGAUGUCAAAAGAUCGUGUCGUCUGCGAUGUUAAAACUCUGUGUGUUUUUGAUGACGAGCAGGAAACUUUGCAGAAGAAAAAGAAACGGAUGUCAAAAAAUCGUGUCGUCUGCGAUGUUAAAACUCCGUUUGUGUUUGAUGACGAGCAGGAAACUUUGCAGAUGAAGAAGAAACGGAUGUCAAAAGAUCGUGUGGUCUGCGAUGUUAAAACUCCGUGUGUGUUUGAUGACGAGCAGGAAACUUUGCAGAGGAAGAAGAAACGGAUGUCAAAAGAAAUGAGUACAAUUGAACGUUCAGAAAACGGAAACUUAAAUUCAGGAAGCAAAGCCGCUCGUACGCUGUUUGAUGAAGACGACAUUGAAAAUAGGAGGACCGAGGAAGAGAUUACGAAAGGGAAAAGUGAAAAUCUCCCUUCUCGAUCUUUAAGAGAUUAUAGUUGCACUGGUUUAAGUUUUGAUAACACAAGCUUGCCUCAAAGGCAACCUCUGGUUGAACAAAAGAGGAACUCGAAUAUGUCGAGUUGGUCUCGAGUGAACGAACGAUCCUUGGAUAAAAUCCGAUCUUUUUGCUUCUCUAAGUCGGCCACCAGUGAUCAAUCCUUGUCUCUAAAAACCACAAUGUCGAAACCGCAUGUUCCUAAUUCACCUGAGGAAUACGGUCCGGACGUAGUCGCUCCCAGUCCGCUUCGGGUAAACCGAAAAUCCUGCUUCGGAAAGUCAUUUUUGAUGAAAAGUGUUUGUAGCGAGAAAGAUGGAGAAAUGAGAACAUCUCAGUGUAAGAGGAGAAUGUUAAAAUUGAAAUCUAAAAAAACGAGUAUGGAAAACAGAUCAAGUGAAGCUGUACAGAUUGGUGGUGCUGCGCUGAUAAAAGAACCUCGGUUUCAAAGCAAUUCUUUGUCAACUCAAGCGGGCAACACUGACAAGGACAUUGCGCAGAAAGGAAGCUCUUCCUCUCUGGAGGCGAGCGUAUCACUCAACAAGAACAAGCUGUCAGCAACCAAAAAUGAUUGUAGUCCGAAGAAGGUUAAAGAAAGAAUAAGUUAUGAUGAGAUAAAAAACGAUAAGUACUCAGCUUUCGCAACGAAAUCUUCACCUGUGGCGAGGAUUUCUUUGCCUGGCCGCACCCAAAACAAAGUGGAAUCUCACCAUGUAAAACUGUGCACAAGUUCUGCCAAGGAACUUGCGGAUGGAGAAAUAGAUCAUACAGGAAUAUGCGUCAAUGCGACACGGAAAUCAAGCAGAGAGAAAAGCGUUUGCUAUGAAGAAAACCAGGAACAUGCGAAGAAAGUUUCGAACAAAAAUUUGUUAUUUAAAAAGCCUUCUAAUCCUGAAAGAAGAUCACCGGGCGAAUGUGGUGACCAGUUUGGUGAAUCUAGAGAAAACUCAGAGGAAUCUGUAGAGGCCUCCCCGCUUGUGAAGAGACGUAAAGGAAAGUUUAGAUCUAAGGUUCUGAAGAGUAGAAUCCUUGGAAGUGAUGACGAAUGUGGAGUUGAAUUUAGUGAUAGCGAUGGUGAAUAUGGAGAGGAUGUUGGACCCAGUUCUCUUGGAGAUCAAACUAAGCAGAUUCAUCAAAUCCCCGAUAGCGAUGAUGAGUUUGACCUGCAGGAGAAUUUGAACGUCAAGCGGAAAAGAAAGUUAUCAGUUCAUAGACAGUCAAAGGACAAUAAAUCAAAGAAAAGACGCCCACAAGUCGAUGAUUUCCUGGACGACGAAGCAGAGGUAACAGAAGACGAGAUAAACGACAGUUAUGACAUGGUCGAGGAAGAUCUUGAUGAAAUGGAGGAUAGCUUUAUUGAUGAUCGCAGUCAGCUCACACAACGAAGUCCUCUCACUGCCAUGAAAGAGAAGAACAGGGACACGUCUGUGAACAUGAUGGAUAUAUACAGGAUAUCCCUUCUCACCCCGCAUCGUCAACAACUUCGUUUUCGAACACCAGCAUUUCAGCGCCAUACUAACAGGUACAAGAUGGUCUAUGAUAAGCUGCCUUCAGCUCAUGAUACCUCCACUACCUCCACCUCAGCAACAGACGGAGAUGAGGACCACGACACAGAACUUGAGGACGAAUGUGGAGCUGAUUCUUCUUUUGCAUCUCCAGAGCAAAGUCAAAUAGUGGUGCGAAGAAAACGUUUUGGUAAAAGACGUGUGCUAGCCGAAAGCUUUUGCGCUAGUCCGGACGCAGUCGAUCCCGAAAGGUCGACGACCGGUUCCGAAUAUAAACCGGAAAAUACUAAAAGCAUAUUGGCGAAUGAUUGUAGAAAAUCCAUUAGCGAGGACGCCAUAUUCAAACGUCCUGGAAACACCGCACCGUUAAAUGUGAAUAGGAGAGAAGAAGGGAUUGGAAAUGUUAACGCUGGAUAUUUAAGAGAAAACGAGAACAUGGAUGAUAUUCUUGCUGUUUUGAAUGACUGUGACGAUGAGUCAUUAAUGAUGGAAAUGAACGCAUUGGAGAACAACACUACUUUAGCAGCUGGAAGUAAACUAAGGUUGGAGAGUAAUAUGAACAGGGAGUUAAAUAAAUCGAAAUGCGAUCCAAAUAGAACAGAAAAUUGGAAAUCAAAUAUUGGACAGAGCUCUUGCAGACGUUCCGCUGCCGAAUGCAGUGUUAAUAGCAGGCAAGAAAGAUCUCGGAUUGGUAAUUUAGGUCAGACCGGAACAGAAAAAUGUGAAACCAUUUCCCAGGCAAGCAACUGUAGUGGAAGGACGAGUGUGAAACGAAAUCUCACCAGCACUUCAACGUGUUUAAAAAACAAAAGUGAGACAGAAAUUAGCCUUGCAAAACUUCCUGAUCGCAAGAAAACUCCUAAUGUAGGAGCUACUGAGCCUGGAAGUAGGUUCAAUUCAAAAGAAAAUAAUGUAAGAAGAGAGCUAAGUACUGGAAAGACAACAUUUCAACCACAGAACAUGCGCAAUAGCAAGGUUCUGAAUCAACCAAUCACCGUUUCCCCAUUAUUCCCGCCAUUAUCCUAUAUUACGUCAUCAAACGAUUCUUCGUCCCGCAACGAUUCUUCCUCUUUACAGAGGACCGUUGGUCAAGCUUCUGAACAGAGUAAAUGCGAUACAUCAAAAGUUGUAUCGGAACACACCGAUAGUGCCACGAAGUCAAGUCCGGCCUCAACGGCUGCACAACGUGAUAAGAACAAACUUACGAUUUUGGUUGGCUCGAAAGAAGUUUCAAAUUGUCAGGUUGUUUCUUUCUUACGUCGAAAGCACAACAUCAAAGCUGUUGUUUCCCAAAUAACUGGAUGUGAUUACAUCGUCAGCACCCGUAUGGCUGUCGAACGAAAGUUUGUUUCAGAUAUCUCUUGUCAAGCGAAUUUUCACAAACUGAUUGCAAGAGUUCGAGAACUAUGCGAUCUCUACGAUCGACCUUGUAUUGUGAUUGAAAGAGAUCGCGUGAAAAAUGGCGAGACUAAAGUUACAUGCGAAGUUCGCAGUAAAUAUUUCAAUCGAAUCCUUGCCUUGCUGGCACAGACACGCAUCAAGGUCCUCUUCACGGAGAAUCAAGAGGGUACAUCCGAUAUUCUGGCAUCCUUAGCUCAAAUUGAAGAGAAGAAAAACUAUGCGAUAGUUUAUCCAUUACCUCUGAGCAAAGAAAAGGAAAAGAUGGUAAAGUUCUUGACUUCCAUCCCACGGACAAGUUACAUUAGCGCAAUCAGUUUAUGUUAUCACAACAAAACCUUGCAAGAGAUCAUUACCAGUUCACCUGAAGAUCUGGCCAAAAAGGUGAAGACAUUGUCCCUGAAACGUGCCAAAGAUAUUAUCGGGUUUUUGCAACAUGGUUUUCAGGCGGACAUGGUCAAAACCUCGACGUGACGGUGGGCUGUAUCACAACGGCGAGAAUCUGGAUGCUCAUGCACUAGGAAGCACGGUCAGGAAAAUUUAAACUAAUUUACUAAAGGUGAUGUGGUUGAUAAUAUUUUUGUUCCGGAUGGAAUGAGAGUAAAUUGUAUGUUUCAAAUGAUUGCCAAAAAUGUGAACUAAAAGAAUAUGUGAACUAAAAUAUGAAGGAUGAGUGAAACCACUCAGCCUCAGGCUAGUUUUGUUGGGUUGAGUAUGAACAAAAACGAACGUUGAAGCGUCGUUAUAAAAAUUUAUGACAGAUUAAAUAAAUACAAAAAGGGAGAUAAACUUGAUAAUAAGUUGCUGAGAUAGUGUGCAAAUAGUGAAAAGCCGAUAAAAUCUUCAAUUGCUCCGCCAUUUGAAUGCGCAUGCACGGAGAUCAUUAGCGUUCGAACGACGGUAUCCUAGCAACGACAGUUGCAAUUAGGUGACG